AUGGCCUGUGCUGUAGUGGCUGUAUUAUUCUAUUUGCUUAUGCACGCAACUGCGUACGCUGAUCAAUGUAGCAGCAGGCCUAUCUACUACGCAUCGGAAUGCCUUGCCAUGGAUGGGUGUUCGUGGUGUUGUGAGCGGCCUGUGGGCUCCCAGUGCUUCGACAACGCGCGGGGCUCGGACUCUUCCUUUGCAGUGUGUAGCGAGAAUGCGACUCUGUCGAACCCCAACACGACGUGUGGGCAGCUGUGCGCUACGGCUAUAGGCGAUUGCGGCACCUGUGAACAGAAAAACUGGUGCUACUUUUGCAUUGGUUCAUCUUUGUGUCAAGCUCCGUACGCCACAUGCCUCAACGGUGAGGUUAUUCAGUCCUGCAGUAUGCUGAAGAAGCCAGCGGGGAGUGACUUGUACUACUUCAAGGUUCUAAUUUAUGUAGGCGGUGCGCUUAUUGGAAUAGCGGUACUCGCGUCAUUUAUUUUGUUGUGGCUUCGUGUACGCCAGCGGAUGCGGGAGGACCACCAAACACUCGCCGAUGAAGGCAGACCGUUUCUCAACAGUAACACACACACGGAAAGUGACAGCCACAACAACAUAGCUGGUGGUGGUGGUGGCGGUGGUGCUGAGGCAAACACUGUGGAUAGUGAGGCACCGGAUGCCGAGCCCGAGGCAGCCACGGGGCCUCCACCAGCGGAGGAGCGUGAGGGUGGCAGGACGGUGCAGUCACCUCGAUCCGCGAAGGCGAGCACAGCAGAUGAUGACUCGCUGUGUUUUUUGUGUCUCGAGGCGAGUCCGGCGGUGACGUUUCUUCCAUGCUACCACACAUGCUGCUGUGAGGCGUGCAGCAAUAAACUACGCCCCACACGCGCAGAUACGCUGACGUGUCCUUUCUGCCGAGCCAGAAUUGUGGCGAUGGUGAGUCUGCAUAGCAUCUUGCUGCAAGCGGCCUCACCGUCUUAA
This is a messenger RNA of Trypanosoma grayi, 954 nucleotides long. RefSeq lists its product as hypothetical. The record is from RefSeq and is a predicted model, not a curated record. Bases 1 to 954 code for a protein of 317 amino acids. The transcript has a single exon. Lineage: Eukaryota; Euglenozoa; Kinetoplastea; Trypanosomatida; Trypanosomatidae.